Molecule: messenger RNA, 1620 nt
Organism: Bipolaris oryzae ATCC 44560
Lineage: Eukaryota; Fungi; Ascomycota; Dothideomycetes; Pleosporales; Pleosporaceae
Exons: 1
Coding region: 1-1620 (539 amino acids)
Molecular function (GO): iron ion binding; monooxygenase activity; oxidoreductase activity, acting on paired donors, with incorporation or reduction of molecular oxygen
Source: RefSeq, a predicted model, not a curated record
AUGGCACUAGACGCGCUCGUCCACCCACCGCCUUAUCUAUGGCUCUCUCUCAUAGUCGCGGUACCUCUUGUAGCGCUGCUCCAUGACGUAUGGAUAUGGUUGCGGAUGCCUCCAGGCCCAACGCCUCUUCCUUUCUUAGGCAACAAGCUGCAACUCCCCAAAUCGAAGCCAUGGAUCCAGUUCCAGGACUGGUCGAAGAUUUACGGCCCGAUGUUUACCAUAUGGAUCGGUCGUAAACCCACAAUCGUGAUAUCAGACCCGGACAUUGCCGUGGAGCUAAUGGAGAAACGGAGCGCCAAAUAUUCAUCUCGACCUCGCAUGGUGGCUAUGGGCGAGAUACUGUGGGACAAUGCAAGCAUACUGGUGCAGCCUUACGGCAAGGAAUGGAGUGUGCGAAGGAAGCUCCUUCACCAGGCUUUAACACCCAAAGCGUUAAGGUUAUACAAACCUGUGCAAACGGCAGAGGCAUCACGGCUUUGCUCCCAACUAUUAGAAAGACCUGCAAGUUGGGAGAAAUUGCUUGAGCGUUUUACUUCCAGCAUCGUCUUCUGUGUUGCAUACGGGCACCGUAUUGAUUCGCUCAACGCCCGCGUCAUCCACCAGCGCUUCCAAUUCAUGCACGUCGCUGCAUCGCUCAAUGUGCCUGGAAAGUACCUCGUCGAGUCGUUUCCCAUUUUGAAACACAUUCCCGAUGUGUUGGCGCCUUGGAAAGCAGAUAUAAAGAGCCGGGGGCGAGAAGAAGCAGCCGCAAACAUGGCAUUAGUCGAAACAGUGCGCUCUGAUCUUGCCAAGGCAAAGAGUCAAGGCAAAGACAUCCCAGACUCGCUGUGCAAGCUGCUCUUGGAACUUCGCAAGCAAGAGGAUAUCUCACUUUCAGACCGUGACUUUUCCUACAUCCCAGCAUCCCUAUUCGGUGCUGGAUCCGACACGACAGCUUCGACCCUCUGCACUGCUUUUCUUGCUCUCAUCACACACCCGGAAACCCUAUACGCAGCUCACAAGGAACUGGAUGAAGUCAUCGGUUCCAACCGUACCCCAACAUUCGAAGACGAAGCACAUCUCCCCUACAUCCGUGCUCUAGUCAAAGAAGUCUUACGCUGGCGUCCCGUCGCGGUCCUCGGUGGCACACCGCACGCCUCCACAGAGGACGAUUACUACAACGGACACUACAUUCCGUCCGGCACCACCGUCAUCGGCAAUUCGUGGGCUAUUAAUUUGAACGAAGAGUACUAUGCAAACCCUCACCACUUUGACCCCACCCGUUUCCUCGACGAGGCACUUGCCCAGCGCGCAAUAGACCCCACACAUGUUUCCGGGAAGCCGCAUCCUGCAAAGUCAGGUCACUCGUCGUUUGGCUGGGGCCGGAGAAUCUGCCCUGGGGCUCAUUUGGCGGAAAAUAGCCUCUUUGCUGCCUUGGCUAAGAUACUUUGGGCGUUUGAUAUCCUGCCUAAACCGGGUGUGCGAUAUGACAUUUUCAAUUACACGGAGGGCUUUAACAUCAGACCUCGGCAGUUUGAAUGUGAAAUCAGGGUUAGGAGUGAGGGUCAUCGGGAGGUGCUGGUGAGGGAAUUGAGGGACGCGGAAGGUGUACUUGAGAGGUUUACGCCGUUUGAAGAGUGA